GGGCAAAAAACAAACAAAAAAAAAAACAAAACAAGCAACAACAACAACAACAAACAAACAAACAAACAAACAAAACAGAGCAGCUCCUUUAAAAUAUAUUAGCAUUCUGUGUGACGUGAAAAGUGGGCGUGGCUUCGACCGAACUCGUGUCCAGGCAAAACACGAGCUUGUUUUAAAAGCGCUUCUUUACAAACAGGUUGAACAUCGGCGAGGAGGAGAAGAAGAAGAAGGAGCACAAGAGGAGGAGGAGAAGAAGAGCAGGUCUGAGCGUGAAGUGCACUCGGAUUUACACUUCGAACUGGACAUAUCAGCUCUGCCUUUAUCCACCUAGACACAUUUAAUAACACAAUAGAAAAGACAAGAAAAAAGUGGCGGGUGAUUUCCGCUGAUGGAGGAUGACGAGGAGGAUACCCCUUUACAGAUUACAUCCAAUCAGACCGACAUCGCAGACACCAGACGAGGGAACAUGCCGCUGAUUCAGACGACGCCACGCUUCCGGAACUCGGGCUCCGUCCCGAACGCAGUCAGUCCGCUCCACCGUUCCCUCCACGGAGCCGUGGGUUUGGGGUUCCUGUCUACACCGUCGGGAUCCGCAGAUGAUUCGCAGGCACUUCUUCACAAUUUAAUCUUCCGCGUCCCGUCUGCGUCAGAGGAAUCGGGAGAAGAAGAACCGCAGGAUGAAGGGAAAGGGGAAGAGAGGGAAGACGAUAGGACGAACGUGGAAGUGCAGAUCGGACGGAGGCUGCGUGAGAUCGGAGAUGAUUUUCAGCAGGAGCACAUGCAGCUGUUCCUGCAGUAUCGGAGGAACCGGCAGGCGAUUUGGUGGCAUUUAGCAACGACGCUUUUCGACUUCCUGUUUCCGAGGGAGUUCAUCGGACACUGAGGAAGUCAAAGUCAGCUUUGAAUCCUCCUCCUCUGGGUCCUAGUGUCUGCCCUUGGGUUCCCAUAAACAGGCCUUUUGAAGUGAACUUGGAAAACGGACAGGACGUGAGAACGAGUGCGAGUCGCCGCUGGACGGAGACGGUGUCCCCGCUACUACUCACAAAGAAGCCAUCUUUAAAAUGGAGCUAGUUUUAUGUUUUUUUUUUUGUGUGUUUUUUUUUUUUUAGUAGCUUAUUUUAAUUUUGCUUAUUAGUCUGCGAAUGCCUUACAGUGGAUUGAGUUAAGAAGCAAAAAAAAAACAAAAAAUGCUUCAGAGAUCGAAGGACUUCAGGAAAGUUCCAGAAAUUUAGAAAAUAUGAAGGAACAGCCUCAAAAAACUCAACGACAAACCUUUUUUUAAUUUUUUUUUAUUUUUUAAAACUUCUUACUAGUUGUUUUUUUUGUGUUUGUUUUUUAAAAACAACAACUUUUUUACCGUCUUUGAGACAGCUUUUCAGCACAAGUUUUAUUGAACAGUUCAUUUUUUUGAACAAAAAACAAAAGUCUCUUUGGAAUGGAAACAUCAUCAAUGCACGUCUAUCGCCUUAAAAUCAAUUUUUAACAUCUGAGCCUUUAAGAUCCUCAGGGCUGAGAGACAUUUUCACUAUCGUAAUUAUUCUGAAGUUUUUAUACUCGCUUUACCGAGACAUUUUGUCUCAGAACUUUUUCUCAGUCUGAGCUGGAUGAUUUUUUAACCGCGACUUUUAUCGCUUACUGAAAUUUUCUUUGUGAAAUAUCAGAAAUUCUGUCCAUUUUUAAAUACAAAAAAACUUAAACCUGUAAGUUUUUAACUAGGCCCCAAGUUCAUAAAAUUGAAAUCAGAAAUUUAAGGAAGUUACAAAUUUGUGAGUAUGUUUACUGUCAGGUUUACAAGUAUAAGUUUACUUCCAAAACGUUUUUACUUCAUCACUCUUUUUAGAAUAAUAAAUGUUAUUAUAAAAAAAAUUUAACUACAAAAAUUUUUGUAUGAAGCUCAAAUUCGCUUUUUUCAGAAACUCAGAUUUGAAUCCGGACUGUAAAUCAUUAUUAUAAAAUGAUUCCAAAUUUGGAACUAAUUCAGCGCCGUAAAAGUAAUACUGUCGCAUGUCCAAUCAACAAUCGGAAAUGAGCUUAAAAUCGGAUUUUGAAUAUUUCCUCUGAUGUACAAUCCUGCAGUUCUGAUGAGAAACUUGGUUAAAGUUUGAAGAGCUGCGUUUGUGUAUAAAAACUCCACUGCUGUUAAACGGGUCGCAAAAAAACUGUCAGUUGGUUUAGGUUUUUUUUUUUUUUUUUUUUAAUUGAAAGAUUUAAGAGAAAUAAUGUAAUGAAAUGUAAAAUGUGGGAGAAUAAAUAAGAGAAAAUGCACUAAUUUACGUAAAGUUUUCUCUGAAGCCAUUAAUGAAUGAAUUAUGGUGCAUUUUUUUUUUUUUAUUGCUCUUCCCAAAACCUUAUAAAGGCCCUUUUUCAUCAAAGCUGAGAACAUAGAUGUCUUCUUAUAAUUAUUUGUAAAUUAUAUGAAAAUAAAAUAAAUAAAUAACCUUAAAGUCCCUCAUCAGAGUCCAUAAAACACUGUGAGCUGUAUUUAGUUUAAUCUAAUCUAGAUAAUUAUAACCUAAUCUAGUAAUAGUUCAACACUUGUAGUUUGGCUAAAUAACGUGUUAUUUAAGUAAUAAAACAUUUACAGGCCGACACUUACACUCGGUUUUUAUUUUACGUUUGAACAAUAAGGGCCAAUAUGUUUAUUUAUUUAUUUAUUUUUAAUAAUCGUGACUAAAAUAAACGGCCAGUUGUGACCGAAACUCCCCCUCCCCCCAUAAGAGUUUUUUUUUUUUUUUAAAGAACAGUUUAAUUUUUAUUCUAAAUUAUGCGUGUUGGUAUAAAUGGAGUUGGUAAAUAAUAAUAUUAUUAUUAUUAAUAAUAAUAAUAAUAAUAAUAAUAAUAAUAAUGAAUAGUAUUUAUUUAUUUUUGUUGAGUUUGUAAAAUAAAAGGAAUAUGAAUUCAUGUUCGCACGAAUAUGAACGCUUUAUCGAUUUAUUCAUAAUUCUGAUAAAUGUAAAAGAAAAAAAAGAAAAAUUGCCUUUAUUAAACCUCUAAAUGCUUUAUUUAAGAGCGAUAUGACAUGAAUCGAGCUAAAUUUUGAUUGAUUUGAUAAUAUAUUUCUAUACGAUUUACGAUAUAUAUCACAAUAUUCAUUACACAUUACACGCUGUACAACUGUAGAAUACGCACAACUUUAGUCACAUGACGUUACUUUAUACCGGCUAAAUAUGAAGGCGGGAUCACAAGCAUGUCACAUCUUUUAUAAAAAUAAAAUCCUGUAAUAUUGUGAAGAUAUCGUGAACCGUGACUUCUAAUGGAAGCGAUUAUCGCGAUAGAUCGGACGAGUUUCUGUGUUUCACCUUCUUGCUCGAACAAGUUCACCGCCACAAACUGUUUUUAUAUUUUAGUUAUCAAAACUUUAAUUUAUUUUAUAUUAUAUAUUAUAACACCGAGGUCCAAGUGUGGAGCCGAAAUCUUUCUGAAUAAACUCAUAACCGAUGUAUAACCGUUUCUAGAUAGUGAACACGCUGAUUUCUUUCCUCUACAGUACUCUUGAGUCUUUUCUACGCGCUGUUACACUGCAUUGCUGCCGUUUGUAUCUUCUACUUUGUUUCACGUAUAAAUCGUGAUUUUAUCAGACAAUCAGAAUCCUAAACGUGCCUUAGGGCCGAACACACACCAGCUCCGUCGCUAACCUUCAUAUAUUCAGAGUAAAGCUACAGGAAAACGAGAAACAAUCGCUGAUGUCGGCUUUAAAUACGAGCGCGUGAUCAAUCGCACUGCUGUGAAACAAACCAACACAAAAAAAAAACUAUUACAAUCAUGACAGAUGUGAAUUUUUUAACUCUACACUGGACGUGUCAAUAUUUAUUAUAUUUUUAUAUCACUAUACUUGCCUAACGUUCUCUCCCAGUUUACGAUACUUUCGUAAUAUCAAUCUUUUCUUCUGUGAUUUCUGUGAUUGCCUUCCUUUAUUAAAGACUUACGCAGGCCACUCUUCAUGUUCCCUAACUAGGGACUAUUUCUAGCGUCAAUGCUGACAAUAUUUCCUCGGUCCAAUAACACGAGUGAUUAUGAGCACGCGAAAAGCAACAAUUAUAAAAAACUAAACUAUAAACGUACAGAUUACGGAAAUAAAGCUCGACACGUUUUCACUAUUUCACGGCAGAGGAUUUGGGAAAGUGUUUAGUUUCACUCCCUGGCAGGAAUUUAACAUUUUGCUUGAAAAUAUGGCUGUAUUUUUACAUUUUAAUGCCCUUUCAAGUGCACUCUUUUAAAUAAUUUCAGUGUUGUAUAAAGCCUGUUUUUAUUUUCUUCUUAAAAUGUGUUCAUUUGAUGUUACACAACAAUGUUUUUUUUUUUUUUUUUUUUUUAUAAAUUAUGUU
Ictalurus punctatus (channel catfish) is the source of this 4325-nucleotide messenger RNA. It is a transcript of the gene bmf2, whose product is annotated as BCL2 modifying factor 2. Gene Ontology annotation, cellular component: myosin complex. The transcript is spliced from 4 exons. NCBI's taxonomy places the organism in Eukaryota, Metazoa, Chordata, Actinopteri, Siluriformes, Ictaluridae. Gene Ontology annotation, biological process: apoptotic process; negative regulation of autophagy; positive regulation of apoptotic process. The coding region runs from base 389 to 883 and encodes 164 amino acids. The record is from RefSeq and is a predicted model, not a curated record.